Messenger RNA from Rhodofomes roseus, 849 nucleotides. RefSeq lists its product as uncharacterized. Gene Ontology annotation, molecular function: protein binding. NCBI's taxonomy places the organism in Eukaryota, Fungi, Basidiomycota, Agaricomycetes, Polyporales, Fomitopsidaceae. The record is from RefSeq and is a predicted model, not a curated record. The transcript is spliced from 3 exons. The annotation marks the transcript as partial.
UACAACCUCGCCCUCCGCGACUUUGACGACGCCCUCCUCUACCUCCGCAGCAACGGCGACAUCAACUACGAGCAGCUCGGCCUUAAGUUCAAGCUCUACUCCGCAGAGGUCCUUUUUAACAAGGGCCCCACCAAAAUAUACGUCGGCCAGGUCGACGAGGGCUUCCGCGAGCACCAGCAGAGCACAAUGCCAUCGACCAUGCCAUCACCGCGUGCGUUCACCUGUCCUUCCCCCGUCGGCGUGCUCUACCGCCCCGCUGAGAAGAAGCUCAAGAACGCAAAAAAGGACUACAUGGGCAAGGCGAAACUCGUCGCCGCCGAAGACGCGUCGCAAGCGUUCACAGAGCUCACGGGUGUCGCGCGCAUGAAGCAGUCGUUGGGCCUAACCCCCGACGCCGUCAGCCCGCUCACUCGUUCCGCAACCUUGACCAACCCCAUCCCACCUCCGAGUGCGUCUCACCUCUCAUUCACCGUCGACAAAGCUGACAGUGUUGUGAUCCACAGAGACGGACGACGAAUUCCGCGCCCCGCCCCUCCAGCGGUCCAUAACGACCAUCGACGUCUCCGUCCCCCCUCCCCCCCCCGCACCGGGCCCGCCUCGGCCCCAACGCCGCGCGCAGGCUCGCCGUUCAACAACCCGCCCGCGUCCGCCGCGCCGCUCGGCCUCUCCAACUCGUCCGCAGGGCGCAUGGGCGGGGGCGCAGGCAUGGGCCCGACGCACGGGCUGAGCAUCCGCAAGCCAGGGAUGCAGUCGCCCGGCCCGACGAGCGCGCCCGCGCAGGGCGGGGUGCGCACGACGGAGAUCUACGACAGCUACCUGGACGGGUACGCUGCCGCCCGUGCCGGAGAU